AGCAAUGACGAUCUCGCAUUACCUGGUGACUUGGAGCGCUUGAUUGCAUUGUCGUCGGGCGAGGAUGUUGGCCGGCUGCGACAGCGCUGGGUUCCCUACAGUUUUCCGGCGCGUGCUUCGGACGCGCAGACAAACAGCAAGCGAAGUGUGAGUCCUAGCUUUGGGGGGUCGGCGCAACAUCGGGGACACAGCGUCGGUGAUGAACGACCGGGGCGAAGACUGGGGCCGAAGAAGUUCACAAACAUGGACAUUCAUUGCAUGAAUCUUUACCUAAAAAAGAAAAUGAACCAGCUACGACACGAAGUCAUGAGACAGGAAGAGGUACUGAGUAUUUGAGUUGCGAAUAGGACUAGUUAGGUCGUCCGUUACACGCGCGUGGGGGACGAGGAUUAUCCUACUUAAGUACUUACAUUUGAUUCAAGAACUACUAGCGCCUUGGUUUCCGACCUCUACUAACUUACUCACUCCUCGCGGAGAAGCGUUCAAAACGAAUUUUCCACUUCUUUAGCCAUCCUACCACUUUCUUCACUUGGCCAAGGGUUACUUCUACGCCUUGUGCUAUCACAAGUACGAGUACAACGAGGUACUCUUCGUCAUUAUGACCACAACAGGUAAACGCGCAAGCUCUGUUGCAGGCGGAGCAGAACAUGGUGGUAAGGGUAGAGGAGGAGGCUCGUCGCAUCCAAUUCGAACUUCAGCGG
Molecule: messenger RNA, 701 nt
Organism: Amoebophrya sp. A25
Lineage: Eukaryota; Dinophyceae; Syndiniales; Amoebophryaceae
Source: the annotation of a GenBank genome assembly